GAUGUCACAGCUGGAAUGCGGGGGGCCGCUUGUGGCUGCAGAGCCCCGCCGGGGGACCGCCCCCUAUAUUUCUGCCUGUCGGUAUGGGCAAGCCCUGGUCCUAGGUCGGGUACCACCUGACCCAGGUGACAGACCGGAAGUGCUCCGAAAUCAAGUGGAGCUGAUUGCAGACCCUGAGACCCGGACAGUGGCAGUGAAACAGCUGGGCAUUAACACAUACAACUGUUGGGAUCCAGGAGUUGAAGCCAGGAUUGUCAGCUUCUCUAUGCUUGGGGGACACACUGUUCUAGUCAAUGGCCUACACCCCCUAACACUGCAUUGGGAAGAAGUUAGACAUCGGGAUCCAGCAGAUACUCCACGGGCACUUCCCCUGUGGAUUCAGUGGACCCGGAGGGAUGCUGAGCCUCAGAAAAGAGGGUGCGGAAUCAUCCCCUGGCUGGGAGAGCUUAAAGAAGUUACUGGUGUUCACAGCAUCUGGGGUAAAGCCCCGGAGCAAGGUGGCUGCCUUUGACCUAGAUGGGACUCUCAUCACCACCCGCUCUGGGAAGGUCUUCCCCACUAGCCCUAGUGACUGGAGGAUUCUGUAUCCGGAGAUUCCAAAGAAGCUCCAGGAGCUGGAUACUGAGGGUUACAAGCUGGUAAUCUUCACCAACCAAAUGGGCAUUGGGCGAGGGAAGCUGCCAGCAGAGGUGUUCAAGGCCAAGGUGGAGGCUGUAUUGGAGAAGCUGGGGGUCCCAUUUCAGGUGCUGGUGGCAACACAUGCAGGGCUAAACCGAAAGCCAGUGAGUGGCAUGUGGGACCAUCUGCAGGAGCAGGCCAACGAGGGCAUGCCCAUUUCCAUCAGUGACAGCAUCUUCGUGGGAGAUGCAGCAGGGCGCCCGGCCAACUGGGCCCCAGGGAGAAAGAAGAAAGACUUCUCUUGCGCAGACCGCCUGUUCGCCCUCAACAUCGGCCUGCGCUUUGCCACUCCAGAAGAGUUCUUCCUUAAGUGGCCAGCAGCUGGAUUUGAGCUUCCAGCUUUCGACCCGAGGACAGUCUCCAGCACUGGGCCCCUCUACAUCCCAGAGUCCAGCUUCCUCCUCAGCCCCAACCCAGAGGUGGUGGUCACAGUAGGAUUCCCUGGGGCUGGCAAGUCCACCUUCGUCCAGGAACACCUGUUGCCAGCUGGAUACGUCCACGUAAACAGGGACACGCUGGGGUCAUGGCAGCGUUGUAUGAACACAUGCCAGGCAGCACUGAGGCAGGGAAAGCAAGUUGUGAUUGACAACACCAAUCCAGAUGUCCCAAGUAGGGCCAGGUACAUCCAGUGUGCCAGAGAUGCAGGUGUGCCCUGUCGCUGCUUCAACUUCUGUGCUACGCUGGAGCAGGCUCGCCACAACAACAGGUUCCGCGAGAUGACGGACCCCUCGCAUGCACCGGUGUCAGACAUGGUCAUAUUCAGUUACAGGAAGCAGUUUGAGCCACCCACACUGGCCGAGGGCUUCCUGGAGAUCCUUGAGAUCCCAUUCCGACUACGGACACAUCUGGACCCAGCGCUGCAGCGGCUGUACAGCCAGUUCUUGGAGGGCUGAGCCCACAAUAAACAGUGUUGCUACUCUG
Molecule: messenger RNA, 1599 nt
Organism: Arvicola amphibius (Eurasian water vole)
Lineage: Eukaryota; Metazoa; Chordata; Mammalia; Rodentia; Cricetidae
Gene: Pnkp
Product: polynucleotide kinase 3'-phosphatase
Exons: 16
Coding region: 396-1571 (391 amino acids)
Biological process (GO): DNA repair
Cellular component (GO): nucleus
Molecular function (GO): double-stranded DNA binding; ATP-dependent polydeoxyribonucleotide 5'-hydroxyl-kinase activity; polynucleotide 3'-phosphatase activity
Source: RefSeq, a predicted model, not a curated record